AUGAGUGGUUUGACGUUAAGGUACAAUACCGCAAGAGGUGCUUUAAGUAGAAAUUGUAUGCAACAAAGGCGUCACUUUCUUGUUGCAACGGCCAUGACGCUGGGAGGCCUCAUAUUUGGCAAACAAGCCAGAUUAGCAAAUGCCAUGGACAGAGGAGAAUUGCACAACAAGAAUGAUGAUUAUGAACUACAACGCAAGGAGGAUACUGAUAGAAGAUUGCGGGCUCUUAGAAACAGUAGGCCUAUAGAACCAAGGUACGAGGGUCAUGUCCCACUAUACACUCAUGAAAAAUUACUGCUCUUCGCCAUAUCAGGUCUAAGAUCGUACUUCCACCCUGAGAAUGGUUUAAAUAUUGUUCAAUUGGGCGAGGCAUCUGCUAUCACCCCGUUCUUGGAGAACUUGAAGACUACAAUGUUAUCAGACAAGACUGGGAGACGGAUUUUGAAGGAGCAGCCUAACAUCACCUCUGACACACUGGAUAUGAAUAGAUUGAGUAAAAUGCCAAAGACAACCCUAGGUUAUACUUACUACAAGUGGUUAAAGAAGGAAGGAGUGUCACCAGACACUAGAGAACCUGUCAAGUACAUUGAUGAUCCUAUCCAUGCUUACGUUUUUAAGAGAUACAGACAAUGUCAUGAUUUUUACCAUGCCAUCAAUGAUUUGCCUAUUAUAAUUGAAGGCGAGAUUGCCAUCAAGGCUCUGGAAGCUGCGAAUAUGGGGGUUCCCAUGGCAGGUUUAGGGGCUCUCUUGGCGCCAUUGCGUCUGAAACCUAUUCAAAGAGAGAGGUUGUAUGAUAUAUACUUGCCAUGGGCUGUGAGAAUGGGUUUGAGUUGCAAGCCUUUGAUAAACGUUUACUGGGAAGAAAUCUUGGACAAAGAUAUCAAUGAGUUGAGGGAAGAAUUGGGGAUCUCUUCACCUCCAGACUUAAGAGAGAUCAGGAAGGAACGUUCAAGGAUCAGGAAAGAGUUGAAAAUGAAAUACGAAAAUCACGAAAUGUAA
Molecule: messenger RNA, 999 nt
Organism: Torulaspora delbrueckii
Lineage: Eukaryota; Fungi; Ascomycota; Saccharomycetes; Saccharomycetales; Saccharomycetaceae
Gene: COQ4
Product: ubiquinone biosynthesis protein COQ4
Exons: 1
Coding region: 1-999 (332 amino acids)
Biological process (GO): ubiquinone biosynthetic process
Cellular component (GO): mitochondrial inner membrane; mitochondrion
Source: RefSeq, a predicted model, not a curated record